AUGCUUUCGGACCAAGAACUUUUUGAGCUGAACAAGAAGGCUGUUUCGCAAGGUUUCAACAUCAACCCACGGAUUAGUUAUAAUACCGUGGGGGGCGUGAAUGGUCCUCUUGUCAUUUUGGACAAAGUCAAGUUCCCAAGAUAUAACGAGAUUGUCAACCUUACUUUGCCGGACGGAACUACCAGAGCAGGUCAAGUUUUGGAAGUGAAGGGUGAAAGAGCCGUUGUGCAAGUUUUUGAAGGUACUUCUGGAAUUGAUGUCAAGAAGACCAGAGUUGAGUUUACAGGAGAGAACUUGAAGAUUCCUAUAUCCGAGGACAUGUUGGGUAGAGUUUUUGAUGGUUCUGGAAGACCUAUUGAUAACGGACCACGGGUUUUCGCUGAAGACUACUUGGAUAUUAACGGUUCUCCAAUUAACCCAUUUGCUCGUAUUUAUCCAGAAGAGAUGAUUUCCACGGGUAUUUCUGCCAUUGACACCAUGAACUCGAUUGCCAGAGGUCAAAAGAUUCCUAUUUUCUCUGCCUCUGGUCUUCCCCACAACGAGAUUGCUGCCCAGAUCUGUAGACAAGCCGGUUUGGUCAGACCAACCAAAGAUGUCCAAGACGGUCACGAGGAGAACUUCUGUAUUGUUUUCGCUGCUAUGGGUGUCAAUUUGGAGACCUCUCGUUUCUUCAAGCAGGAUUUCGAGGAAAACGGAUCUUUGGACAGAACCUCGUUGUUCUUGAAUUUGGCCAACGACCCAACCAUUGAAAGAAUCAUCACUCCAAGAUUGGCCCUGACCACCGCCGAGUACCUUGCUUACCAAACCGAGAAGCACGUUUUGACCAUCUUGACCGACAUGUCUUCGUACGCCGACGCCUUGAGAGAGGUUUCUGCUGCCAGAGAAGAAGUUCCAGGUAGAAGAGGUUACCCAGGUUACAUGUACACGGAUUUGUCCACCAUUUACGAGAGAGCCGGUCGUGUUGAAGGUAGAAACGGAUCGAUCACCCAGAUUCCUAUUUUGACCAUGCCGAACGACGAUAUCACUCACCCUAUUCCCGACUUGACCGGUUAUAUUACCGAGGGCCAGAUCUUUGUGGACAGACAAUUGUCCAACAGAGGAAUAUAUCCACCUAUCAACGUGCUGCCAUCCUUGUCGAGAUUGAUGAAGAGUGCCAUUGGAGAUGGUAUGACCAGAAAAGACCACGGUGACGUGAGUAACCAGCUCUACGCCAAGUACGCCAUUGGUAGAGACGCAGCUGCCAUGAAGUCGGUUGUGGGAGAAGAAGCCCUUUCCACCGAGGACAAGUUGUCUUUGGAGUUCCUGGAGAAGUUUGAAAAGACAUUUAUUUCGCAAGGUGCUUACGAGAACAGAUCCAUUUUCGAGUCGUUGGACCAGGCCUGGUCUCUUUUGAGAAUCUAUCCAAAGGAGAUGCUCAACAGAAUCUCUCCAAAGAUUCUAGCAGAGUUCUACGAUAGAGAGAGACAAGCAGAGACAGCCAAGGAGACACCAAAGGAGUCCGAGGCCCCAUUGAUCGAUGCAUAA
This is a messenger RNA of Ogataea philodendri, 1524 nucleotides long. RefSeq lists its product as uncharacterized. Gene Ontology annotation, biological process: proton transmembrane transport; ATP metabolic process. The record is from RefSeq and is a predicted model, not a curated record. Gene Ontology annotation, cellular component: proton-transporting V-type ATPase, V1 domain. The transcript has a single exon. NCBI's taxonomy places the organism in Eukaryota, Fungi, Ascomycota, Pichiomycetes, Pichiales, Pichiaceae. The coding region runs from base 1 to 1524 and encodes 507 amino acids. Gene Ontology annotation, molecular function: proton-transporting ATPase activity, rotational mechanism; ATP binding.